AUGCAACCCACCCGCGCCCUCCUGGGCAUGCGCUACCGCAAGCUCCGCCUCACAACCAAGGACGUCAACAAGGGCUUCUACAAGGGCACCGGCUCCGGCUCCAUGGGCCGUCACACCUCCCGCGGCGGCUACAUCAUCGAGUGGAACAAGGUGCGGACCUAUGUCUGUCCCGAUUUGACUGGGUUCAAGGUAACUCACUCGCUCUCCUACUACUUCUUUCCUCCUCCUCCGCCAAAAUUAGAUGAAUAA
Molecule: messenger RNA, 249 nt
Organism: Podospora anserina S mat+
Lineage: Eukaryota; Fungi; Ascomycota; Sordariomycetes; Sordariales; Podosporaceae
Exons: 1
Coding region: 1-249 (82 amino acids)
Biological process (GO): translation
Cellular component (GO): mitochondrial large ribosomal subunit
Molecular function (GO): structural constituent of ribosome
Source: RefSeq, a predicted model, not a curated record